Messenger RNA from Octopus bimaculoides (California two-spot octopus), 13720 nucleotides. RefSeq names its product protein O-mannose kinase. The record is from RefSeq and is a predicted model, not a curated record. Gene Ontology annotation, cellular component: endoplasmic reticulum membrane. NCBI's taxonomy places the organism in Eukaryota, Metazoa, Mollusca, Cephalopoda, Octopoda, Octopodidae. Gene Ontology annotation, biological process: carbohydrate phosphorylation; protein phosphorylation; protein O-linked glycosylation. Gene Ontology annotation, molecular function: carbohydrate kinase activity; ATP binding; protein kinase activity.
UCUGCCCUUAACCAUUCUUAAGAAGAACUUCGUGUUUCUUAAUUUGUAAUUUUUGUGAUGCAAUUUUAAAUUCAUAUUUUCUUCCAACCUCAACAAGCAAGGUUAUUUCGCAUUCUUUCAACGUGGUGAAAGGAAAACUGGAAGCGACAAGAGAUGACGUCACUUCUACGAGUGAGAAGAAAAGUUUCUCCCUGCGUUUGGUUUUUUCCUGGAGACGCGACCAGUGACAGACGCCAGUCGUGAAGAUAGAGAAGUCGGGACAACACUGGUGAAGAAUUGAUAAAUCUACUGGCGGUACCCUAUUGCAAGUCGAGAUGCUCCCUGCUGUAAAACAUGGUCUCUAUGUUUUGUUGCUACUCUUUGCACAAGAGGAAGUGAGUCCUGGUCAUACAGUCUUUCCCGAACCACCCGGUUUGCUGUGUUACCAGGAUAUGUUGCUUAACAAACAAGUGUGCCAACAUGCUUGUCUUACUGGUUAUUUUGCUGUUGCUGGGAUGAAAUCUUGUCAUCAAUGGCUCACAUGCGAAGACUUUGAUACCAACAUUACCAUUGGACGCAAGAUUGCUAGUGGCCUUGGCAAAAUGGUGUAUGAGGCUCACUGGCAAAACCAAACGUUUGUUAUGAACAAAGCCACCAAAGACAACAGAUAUUUAUCAGAUUUUCACCAUGGUUUGACCAUGAUUACAGCAUUUCAGCCUCACCCUCGUAUAAUCCAAUUAGUUGGCCAUUGUAACAAAAGUUAUUUAACCGAAUUCCAUCCACUGAUGUCUGCUGACCAUCUCUUUGAUCAUCUUAAUUCCGAAGAAUACACACUACAUGAUACCAUUGAACUGCGUUACCAAUUGUGCAUGGAUUAUGUGAAUAUCCUUGCCUAUCUUCACUCCAGUCCACGUGGCACACGAGUGAUGUGCGAUUCCAAUGAUCUGACCAAAACCCUCAGUCAAUUCUUGCUCCGUUCUGACCUCCGACUCAUCCUUAAUGACCUUGAUGCUCUACCUGAAGUGAAUCGCUCAAAGAAUCAGUUCAUCAAGUGUGGUCACCGAGAAAUUGGUGGAGAGUUUGUCGCUCCUGAGCAGUUGUGGCCUUAUCUGGAAAGGCCGUUUGUUGACGCCGACAUGCCAUCUUAUGAUGAGAAAUCUGAUAUUUGGAAGAUACCCAAUGUGUGUAGUUAUUUGUUGGGGUCAUCUUCAGCUGCUGUGUUAUUGAAGCUGCACCUGUUGCAUAUACACAGCAGGUGUCAGUAUGAGGAACCGGAACUGCGCCCGACAGCCAAGGAGGUGGCAGAAGAAUAUGAAAGAAUUUGGAAGGAAUUUACAUCAGGGAAGAGGCAGAAAUCUGAACUGUAACUAUUCUCUUGAGGGCAAUCCAAUCUAUAUGUAGUUGCUCAGUCAGCUAGAAAUAACAGCCAAACCUCUCUCAGAUUACACACUAUCAUCUUGGAAGGCUGCUUUGGAUAAUUAGUCUAAUUAAAGAAAACGAUGGAAUGGUCACAUCUGGAAGAUCUUUCAUCAUAGGUCUGCUGGAUUAUAGCUGACCUUGGCUAAACAUUUGUCACCACCAAAAUAUUUAUUCACACAUUUUUGUAUGUGCGCUUAUGUAUGCCUAAAUGAGUCUAAACAUACAUACACACACAUUUUAACGUCUGCUUUUCCAGGAUUGCAUGGAUUAGACAAAACUUGAAACAGAAUUUUUAAUGAUUGGAUGCUUUUCCUGGUGCCAACCUUCACCUGCUUCUAAGUAAAGUAACAAUCCCUCAAUUUAUUGAACAAUUAAUAACCUGGACAUGUUUCCAUGGAGUACUGCAAACAAAUGACAUGAGUUGUUUGAACAGGUGAGGCUUUUGUUUAUAAUUGGUGCUGAUGUCAAGACAAUGGAGAAUGUUAACUGUCAUAUACACGUCAUCUCUCUCUCUCUCUCUCUCUAUAUAUAUAUAUACACACACACACACACACACACACACACAAACAGACUUCUUUCAGUUCCUGUGUAACCAUUUCACUCACAAGAUAUUAGUUAAGCUGUAGUUUAUAGUAAAGGACUCUGACAAAUGGCAUCCAUGCAAUGGAACCAGACCAUCACCAAAGUUAACUUCGUCAUCGCACAUGCAUCCAUUGAUACAUAAAUUAUUAGUAGCAAGAAAUGCAUUUAGCUGAAAAAAAAAACUUGCCUCCAAACAUUUAAACAUGAAAUCAUGAACUAAGAUAAAAAUCAAAAUUAGGCUCAGGCCAAAGACGCAAACAAAGAUUACAGUUCAACUCCUGGAAAAAGAGAACAUUAAAUGAACAAAUGGGUAAUAUAUAUAUAUACAUACAUAUAUAUAUAUAUAUAUAUAUAUAUAUAUAUAUAUAUAUAUAUAUCUGCUUGUAUACCCAUGUUUGAAAACAUAAUGGUGGAAGAUAUCUUUUUUGUAUUUUGUGACUUCUACCUUCUUUGGACUUCUACUUCCAUUGUCGACACCAAAUAUUAUUGGUGUGGAAGAGGUAAUCCCUUUGCUUUACAUUUACAUUUUUUGUUUUAUUUUCUCCUCCCCCCCCCUUUUCUUUUCACUUCAGACUUCAGCUGUUGCCAUCUCUUGUUUGCAGACAUUGUAUCUCUAUAGUGUUGGUAUUUGUUUGCAUGUGAAUUUCUUGACCACCAUCUAGCUUUUUUUUUGUUUAAUGGUCUUGAAACUGUAUGAACGGAUCAACGAGAUUCUCACUGUCUAGCGAAACCACAGCCAAGGGAUCGGCUUGGACGGAUCGGUGGGGAAAGAAGACUCUGUUGAGCUUGACUCUAGUCCGGUUUUGUGAGAGCACACGGUGGGCGUAGCAUAGGUGGUAGCAUUCGCAUUGCUGGUAACAGCGUGGUGCUCUUCUGGUCGUCGCAGCGUUUCUUUGCCACCUCGGUCGUCCGGCGUGCCGGUUUGGCGUCAGGGAUUUGUGCAUGUUUGCGACGAUGGAAAACUGCCAUUCCCAUACAACCAUGGAACUCCCCUGUAUUGUAAGAUAUCGAAAGAUCAAUUCAGUGAGUUGCUACAGUCCCAUAGGGAACCUACGCGACACUACACCCUAAUGAAAGCAAAGUUAACUGGGCUGCCAUCUAAUUAGCUGGCUCAGGACAACUAGAAGGCAGACCAGUGGCAGUCUACCCACCUUAGCAAGGAGGCCUACACCUCCCAAUCAGGUUUUAUGUUUGAAAUCAUGACCAUCGAUUUCUGGGAUAAGCUCACCACAGGUCAUUGAAGAUAGUGGUUCCUGGAAGAACUGAGUUAUAUGCAGUCCUCUAGUGUUUCAUGGUUACGACUUGGUACUGCGUAAAGGAAAACUUCCCUCAUCUUGGGACAUAGUCCUCCAAUGUUAUAUUCAUUUAUGUUGCAAUUUAAUAAGUUAUUUUACAAAAUACUUCAUUCUUUUUUAAAUCGUUUAAAACAGGCAGUGUUUUUUCAAAAGAAAUUUGAUAACAGACGGGCUAAUCAUUGAAUGGCUGAAAAAUGUUAAAUCAAAAUUGCCAGUUGUUCUCACAUAAUGUCUUUCUCUCUCUUCUUUGGACAGUUAAUAGCUAAUCUAUUCUCUUUUAGAUGAUUUACAACAGUAUUCUUCAGUUUCCAAAAUCUGUUCAGAACAGUAUCCACAGCACACCUCACAAUGGAAGUGUCUCAAGAGCAGCAAGUUCUUCAAGGAUCCUAAAAUUACCAAUUCUUCUAGUAAUUUCAUAUUAUGUUGUACCGUAUAUAUUGGUACCGUUUCCAAACCUAAAGAGGAUUUUCAGCUAUUUAGAAGCUAUAUCACUAGAGUUCCUUGGUGCAUUAUAACUGUUUUGUUGGACUGUCAAUCAUUUUGGAAAUAUAACCGCUAGGGAAGCAAAAUAUAUCACUUUCCAUGUUGGAGCUUCAAAGCGAUGUGCUUGACCAUACAACAUUCUAGCAGCAACUGAACUUAACUGAAGGCACAUUCUAGCCUUGGGUGGAAGUUGUUGCUUGAAUCUGUACACCUGGUUAGUGUCUGUUCAAGCACAACUAACUUGUGGCCCAGUGUAAAAAGUUUAGUCUCACCACAGAGUUCUUUGUAAACAGUUAUGGAAUAUGUAGUAGUUGCACUUGUUGGUUACUAUGGAAACAGUGUUCUUUGCUUACUAUGCUAACAGAACUGUAUGGUGACGUGUAAUAUACUCGCUUCUGAUUGGCUAAAAUACCCCAGUUUUAAAAACUUUGAUGGCUGAUAACUUUUUAGUAAUAAAAUGACUUUCGUUUUCAUAAUUAGUAUACAAAACUUAACCUAUAUACCAAAUUUGAAAAUAAUUGGAACAAAAUUGGAGCUAGUGAUUCACACCACAAAGAUGCUAAAUCCCUUAUGCUUAUCUACCAUGGCUGGAGCGCUUAGCCAAUAUACAGGACACCAGAUUCUGAAAGGGUAUUUUACAUCAGAUCAAGAUUUUUAGUUUCAAAAAGUUUUAUGACCGUCUCUACACAGUUUGCAGUCUUCAUCUGUGAAUCAGACGUAUGCCAUAAGACCAACUCUGUUAUUGUUUACUGUAGAUUUGUCAAUUUGAAUUGAGAAUUUACUAUUUACUAGUCUUUAUUGUAUCUCUCCAUGUCACAUCUUACAGUCUUUGUGGUGCUCACAGAGCAUGGACAACAGUCGUGAUACAGGUAACUCUUUUUCGAUAUUCAGAUGGCUUUCGGUCCUCCCUAUCAACUAACCUUUUCUCCUCCAGGUGCCAAGAUGCAAGCUGAUGGACUUGUCCUUGUUAACUUUUGCCCCUGCCACCGCCUCAUAUUCUUUGAUAGUGUGACGGAUGGAGGCAAAUACUGUAUCUUAUUUAUAAUGUUUUUGAUUUGUAAGAUAUAAUAGAUAUUAUUAUUCCUUAAGGAAGAAGCUAUGAUGGUAAACUCGUCACUUAUAACUUAAUUAUAAGUAUUCAUCACCAUGCAUAACUCUUAAUUCAGGCUGCGUAAAUGUUAUGAUGAAUUAUACAUACCAAGACGCUGAACGUGCGUUUGAUGCGUGCAUGUAUGUUGAAGAUAUGGAUUCGUAUUCUUUUAAUCGUUACAUAAAAAAAAUACACAGUUUCAUAAAUACAGAAAUAAAUUUAACGAGUUGAAAGAACGUGAAGUAAAAGAAAAUAAUUUCUACAUUAGUUUAUUUAUGUACAUUUGGCAUUUAUAGUACAAUUGGAAAGUAAGGUCAUUUUGUCGUAGAGAAUUACGACUUAAAAUUCACACUAACUAAUCUUUCAUACUAACUAUUAGAGUUCACAAUAAUUCAGUCUUGCUGGAUUUGAGUAAUAAACAUGGCAUAAAGAUUAGCUGAUACUCAAAAGAGUGAGUGUCGUGGCAUUGAGUAACAACCAACGAACACCGGAGAGUGUGUCGUGGAUUUGAGUGACAAUCAAUGAUCACUGGAGAAUUUCCCAAAAAUCAGGGUUUUUAUAACUGCUCAUACACGAAUUCUAAGAACUGUACUUUGUGAAGGAUUUCUUUAACAAAAGUUUAGAAUUCUUGGACUCGUGUGCUUGUACAUAAUUAUGCUACUCAUAAUUCACUGAAAUAUAAAUACACUGGACCUUUUAAAGUUUUGUCAAUUAAAGAUAAAACUAUGACCCUGGAUAUACAUGGCAGAGAAGAGAUUGUCAGUUUAGACAGUAAAAAAGGCUUGUUUCGACCAGUAUCCGUGUCCUGGAAAUGAUGAUGUGAGUGAUACAUCUCGGAAUAAUAUAAAACAGUGAUAUUCAAAACAGCAAACCUAAGGUUAACAGAAACGCUCAAAAGUCAAUUUUAAAGUUACCUAGAAGCGGUAGAAUUGUACAUUUUCCCAAAAGACUUUCUCAAUUUGUUUGAAUAUAUUCCUCAUAAACUUUUGUAUUUCUGGAAAUUGUAAGAAAUUUUUCUUUAUUUCCGGAGAAAUUAGAUUGAGCAAUGCUCAUACACGAAUUCUAAGAACCGUACUUCAUGAAAGAUUUCUUUAACGAAAGUUUAGAAUUCGUAUAUGAGCAGUAAUUUUUAACCAAUGAGAAAUCAACAAUUUCUCCUGUUUGGGCAAACGAACCUAUGUUCUCUCUCCACCUCUUAUGAGUUUACUACAGUAGCCCUUUACUAGAAAGAUUUUCAAUUUUGCGAUAAAAAUAUUGGGUAAGGCAGAUCCACAACUAUGAAGAUCCACUAAUAUUCUCUUCGUAAAUUUAAAUUCAGAGUUAAACUAAUCUCUCCAAAUGUUUGGAUUCAGACUGAUUAACCGCUUGAAGAGUCAAAUAUACAGGUUUUGGUUUCUCUUUGAAAAGUUUUACAGGCCAAAUUGAACAGGCUGCUCCUGUAUCUACCAAAAACCUUUCUUUUGAGUUUGUGUCAAAAACAAAAAAAUACGCAACUUUUAAGGAAGCUGUCCACAGAUUUUGUCGCAUCUAAUCUGUGGCUGAGAAGUUUCCCGACCUUUUUUUGUUCAGAAAAUCAAAUGAGCAUAGCUUAACACAGCGAUAAGAUUUGUCACCGAACUUUGAAUGGUAUCAGCAUAUGGCAUUUCUCUUGGGACUUUUUGAUCUCCUUUGCCAUCUUGCAUUUCUUUUAUUUGAGCAACUGUCUCUUUCGAGCUGAAGACUUUCGAUUUUCUUUGUCAACAACUCGAAUUGUUUAUCGUAAUUCUUUUGAUGCCUGUAUUUCAUUAGAAAUAGAUGGAACUGCAUUCACAGACUCUCUAGAUGACAAUUCCAAAAUGCCAUCUACCAAUUGUUGAAGAGAGUUUUGAUUCUUCUCAGCAAGGUUUAUGUUUUAUAAGGCAAUUUGGUAAAGGAAACCUCUUUGAGGUAGGAUUCUUCUAUUUGUUGAUCUCCAAGAAGUUGUGUUGGCUUCUUAUUGCCUAAUUCUUCAUUAUUGAAUAGCUUCGCAAAUUCUUUCUGUUUUGAAUUUGAGGUUCUUUUUAAUAUUUCUGCUUUGAUUGCAGAAUAGGAAACUGGCUCGACAGGGUUUAAAAAUAAAUCUCUAAUCUCAUUGCUUAGAGGUGGAGGCAAAUUACUUAGCAUUAUAUUGUAUUUUUGCUCUUCAUUCGUUAGUGUCUAACAUAUGUCAUGGCAUCUUGUGUGCGCUCAUGUAUAUAUCUUGGGCUUCCUAUGAAUGAUGAUGGAAGGAUGUUCAGCUGUCCCGUGUUGUUGACAUCAUGAUCAUUCGGCAUUGCGUCUUGUGGGUGUGCAUAUGAUUCCACUCUCAGUUGCUUUUGGUACAAUCUCAAGUAGAGUAAUCGUUCACUUUCAAUUUUUGCAUGCAUGUCAACAAUGAACUGACUGAACAGAUCUCCACAAUGUAGGAUGUGGUUUGAAGCUGGACUCCUGACCAUCAUGUGGAAUGCAUAGAAGUUUUAGGAGAGUGGGUUAUAUAUCUUUAGAUAUACACCUAACUUUCCUACAUUAAAUUGGAAGAGAACUCAACGCAGAAACUCCAAACUGAUCAACAACAACAAAUAUUUAUUGUUCGGUGGAAAAUAAAACAGCUUCUAAUUGUCCGGUUUUAGAGUAGCCUGAAAUGUAGAUGUACGGUUCUUCGAGUUGGUGUCGUUAUAGAGACAACUUGGUUCAACCACACUCAAAUGAAACUUGCUUUGAGGAGUUUGUCUGACUAAUGUUGAUGUGGUAAGUAUCUUGUCCAUAACAGAACAGCAAUGGAUAUUGUAGUGCAUCAUAGGGUCUGUGUGUUUAUGAAAUUCUCCUCAGUGUGCUGUCUCUGAGAUGGAGGACAAUGUCACGCUUGUCAUGUUCUUGCCCAACCAGAACCACAGCUAUUUCAUUUGUUGAUGGCACACUAAACCUGCCUCCAUGUUGACCAGAUGGUUUCUUGUCUGAUCUGAUAACUACCUUGUAAUCCAUGGAGUCAGGUGGAAUUGUUUCAAGUGCAGUCUUGAAGCUUCUAAUCAGGUUGUUGUUAUGCAGCAUCUUUUGCAGAGACACUACAACGUUCUUCCUGAUGCUGGAAAUGUUCUUGCAUUUCCCUUGCCCUUGUUGAGAAUCACCCAUAAAGUAUAUUUGAAGGAAUUUUGGUGAUUCAUUUGACUGAUGUAGUAGAGAUCCAAUCUGCUGAUAAAUCUGACCUUGGACCUUGAAAGUUUGCAUAAAUCCUGGCUCAGUUAAAUCUCUUGUGGCUCCAAAUAAAGUCAUCUGUUUUUCAGCUUUGUAUUGUCUAAUUUUGUUUUGGAAGUGCUUGGAAUCUUGGUCAGUUGAUGACAAAAGUUUCUUCAGUGGCUCUGGAGGUUGGGGGAAUGCAGGGAGUUUAACCCUUCCACCACUCCAGCACAGUGCAGGUGUCUCUCCAGGCCACUUCCUUGCUUUACAAUGUAUGGACUCGGUUGUCAUUUCACUAUAACGGUGAUUGGGUACCACUACUUUUAUAAAAUAAAUUUCAUUAACAGGCUGAAGAAAGAAAAUAUUUACAGUACAUUUAGAAGUAAAGCAAUUUAUCGUAGAGAGUUGUGACAUAAAUUUUAUAGUAGAUAAUCCUUUCGUACUAAACUAUCAGAGUUUACACUACAAUUCAAAUAAAUCUUGUUCGAUUUAAGUAAUAGGUAUGGCAUAAAAAUAGCCAAUAUCUCAAAGGAGUGUCGUGAAGUCUACUGACAACCAAUGAUCACUGAUUAAUUUCCCAAAAAUCGGGGUUUUUAUAACUGCUCAUACACGAAUUCUAAGAACCGUAUUUCGUGAAAGAAGUCUCUUUGACAAAAGUUAAGAAUUCAAAUAUGGGCAGUAAUUUUAACCAAUGGGAAACCAACAAUUAUACUUGUUUGAGCAACAUGACCAUUACAUCAUAUUACUGCCUUUUACAACUUGCUUGCUGUUCACUACAGAAUGGGUUUAAGGAUGGUGACCUCUUCAAAAAAAAAAAAAAAAAAAAAGCAGGUGUGGUUUGGUCAUCACUGAAAGUCAUUUUGCUUUCUUUCUCUUUUCCCCUCUUUCUUUUUGUCUUCUUUGAGUUAUAUUCAGAAUACAACAUAUACUGUCUCCCCUUUGAACAUUCAAUUUUGGAGGGAAUUUUUUGAUGAAAUGUAGUUCCAUUGCUUUUUGGUGUUGUGGAUCGUCCUGUGCACAUUUGUAAAAGGGAAAAAUUUUGAAUCAUCGAACGAGGAAUUACGCAAGAUUCCAUUAAGUAAGCAUCUGGAAAUACGCACUAAAGGAAAUGUUGCCUGUGGAUUCUUGCAUGUUGGCAGAGGGAAUUAUUUGUUUUGCCAAUGUUAAUUUUCUUUGCAGUUUGGGCAGGUAAUGCAGUCUAUGAGGUUUUGCAGCUCAUAUCUGCAUUUUGAAAAGGGAUCCACUCUUGAAUUUUAUGUGGAAACCACUUCCCAAGUAUUUGAAGUUGUUGAUGUUCCACAUCUGCUAACUCCAUUCUUUUACUAAGAAAUCUGAUUCAUUCUCUGAUUUGAAUUCUGCCCUUGUGAGGUGUUUUUUAAGAUUUUUUGGUUGGCAUCGGCUAUUCCGUAAGAUGUUUUUUUUUUGUUUUUUUUUUCAAUUAGAUUAUUCAUUUUGGGGCUUUGUAGGAGUAUAGGUAAGUUAGAUUUUAUGACAUGAAAGAUGUUGGUUAUUCCAAGACUGUGUGUGUUAAUGAACAGAAUCGUGUUUUCAUUAUACAUCUCUGAAGCAUCGCCUUCCACAGGUCACUAAAUAUUGUGGUUCCCAGGAGAAUCAAAUGGCAGAUGCAUUCUUCUAGUGUGUUGCGAUUCCGACAAGGUUCUGCAUAAAGAAAAACUUGUCUGCUCUCGCGACACCUCCGAAAACCCAUUGGUGAGGUAGCACCCUACCCUGAUUAUACUUUCUCCCAGAGAAGACUGUCUCAUCUAUCUCGACAAUCUUCCCAAGACCACCUAUUUGAACUAAGUCCUGUGCGCAUACUUUUUGCACAUAACUGUUGUAAUCCACAGCUGUAGCGUGGCUCAUCCCCUCGUACAAAAUUCACUGGUAGGGACAAUCAGCAAUAAUGAACAUAUAACGCUCUUUUGUUCUGUUAUGUAUACUAUGUACAUCAAGAUAGUCAGCAAAGGAUGAGAGAUUUGCAGAGACGGUUCAACUGACAUUUUGGUUGCUGAGUUGAGGUCCUGUUGAGGUGACCAGUGUAAGAUAUUUCGUUGCUUCAUAAUCAAUCCUUGACAAUAACCCGUUACUGUUAUUUUUUUCAUCAAAGAACAGUUCCUGGGUUCAGUUUCUAGGCAAUGAGUUGGUGUUUCGGACUCUGCCAAAUAUCCCUGCUACAGGGGAAUUUUUUUACAGAUAUCACAGCAAUGUUUUUUUCUUUCUCUUUAUAUCAUCAGAAAAAUGAAUCUUUUUACAUUUCGUCUUGCAUUCACAGAAGAACAUUUCCUGUAAUUUUUCUUCUCCCAUUUGUUUAGAAUAUUUUUCCUUUGCUAUAUUUCCAUUAUCUGUUAUCUUAAUCAAUGUCUGAAGAUGCUGCUGAUUAUUUUAUGAUCCAUGUUUAUUUAGAAUGCAAAAUUCUUUUGUAUAUAUUCCCGAAGGUGUUAACAAAUUCCUUUUCGUAAAUUGUCAUCUGAUAUUCUGAAGUUAGAUAGAAUAUCAUAAAAGAGGAAUCUUACACUUAUGUACUGAAACAAAGAAUGAAUGUGGGCAGAGUAAGGGAUUGCUGUUUCAAUAUUCAGUGAGUGCGUUGUGCAGUUCUGUGGCAAAACUGACAAAUCAAAUUGAAACAAAUUGUGUAAUAAACUAGAAAGAGCUCGUAAGAAAGUCAGGGAAACUUGUGGUGUAGUAGUGACAACUUUCAAGGGGUAAUGUGUAUUGGUGCUUACAGGUGAAUUAGCAUGUAUAGGAAAGCAGUUUGUGAUGCAAAAUGUGGGAUUAAGGUAGUUGAGAAACCAAGUGAAUGCAUUAGAUCACAAAUGAGUUUGGCCUGUCCUUUUGAUAGGACUACUUGUGUGCUAUGUGGUGUCAGUCACAAGAUUAACUGUAAAAACUGGGAGUGUGUGGUGGGGUGUGAACAGGGAAUCUUUAUAGAGGGGGCCGUUUAUAACCUGGCUGAGAGAUUUUGAACACCACUGGCAUAUAGGACUAUAGGAUAGAAAGUUUUCUACAUCAGUAUUCUAUGAUAAAUACAACAGCAUUUAAAAAAAAACAAAGAAGAGACCCUUAAACUGUAAAUAUAGAUCCGUCGAAACAAGGCAACAUCAGAAGAUACAUGAAGCUGUAUGUAUAACAGAAGAGAAAUGUAUACUUGAAAGGAAAUAUGAGAACUAUGCAUGUGUAUGGUUUGGUCAAAGGCUAUGCAGGAUUCUCAGGAUGUAAUGGUGGGAGGACCUAGUGUAAAUAGUCACGUAGGGGGGGGGGUGGAGGGCUACAGGUAAGAUAACACAGACCUUUCCUCAUGGGCUACAAACCUCAUUCUUGCAGUUUUUGCAGAUGUCUGUGUGAUGGAAAUUUUUUAAUAUGACUCUUUUCCUGGCUAAAUAUAACCUGCAUUUUCUGCUGUUAUUAGAAUAAGGCUAGCACUUCUCCAAGAUUUUCCACUUGAUGUUGUAAUCUGUGGUGCUUUUCUUGAAAACCCAUUCAUGUCUGCCCAGUGCUCUGACAUUACAUUUCUCCUAGAUUUUGAAGUGGGACUUAUGAUUGUUCUGUAAAGACCUUCUGUUGGGGCUCUGACAUUACUUCUGCUUCAUAUACAACUGCCUUGGUGUGGGCCUACCUACCAAUAUCAUCUUUACACUAGGUGCACAGCUAAAAGAAACUCUUAAGGUGUGUUAGGGUUAACCCUAAUCUUUACACACCCUAUUCAUCUAAUGAAAGUGCUUAUUCACUAAGCUAAGGAAGAUCUUACCCACCACAAGGCUACCUGGUGGUAUUUUCUCUUGGAGGUGUUAGGGUCUGGCAUAUAAACUAAUUCUAUUCUUAGAACUGCUGUUAGCCAGAGCCUUGUUGUAGUACGGGGCAGUGGUGUCAAAAUCUCUUUACUUAAAACACAUUGGAGAUUUUUGUUUUUUUUGUUUGCUCAUGUUACUUAGCUUCUGGUCAUCCAGGAAUUGUGUUAAUGUACAGAUGCGGAAUGGUCAGCCCAUACUACUGAUGUAUAGUUGCUGUAUUUGGAACACCAUAUCCGGUACACCAUGUAUGUUAGCAGACAUUUGCUCAUUUUGUGGAUAGGACAUUUUACCAAUGUGCAGGGCUGUUGUACCACAUGUGAUAACCUCAUUGAUAGAUGUCUGUGCAGGAAUUCACUACAACAACUUCGAUGAAAUGAAUGGAAAUUGGCCACAACCACUUCUGCCUCAUUUGUGUACAGUCGGAUGCGACCAAUUGGUCAAUCAGAUCAACACCUCCCAUAUACAAAUUAUAGUUCUGUAGAGCAGUUGGUUGAGGUAUGGAGAUAUAAGACUUUACCUCUGCUGAAUAUUUCUGUGAUGUACCAAUAAUUGGUGAAUUGAAAUUUGAAGCAAUGGUUACAACAUUAUUGUCUUUAUAUUUCAUAACACACACUGUGGACGUCAGUGUCAAGUUAGAUGACCACUUGGGUUGUUUUUUGAAAGUUUUUCUUUUCGCUAGAGGACAAUUUAGCAAUCUGUUUUCUCUAACAGUGCUUGUUGCACAAAUUCCUGCUGAUCCUAGGUGAUUUAACAACUUGAAGGAGGUAAAAUAGUUAUCGAAAUGAAGUCUGUAGCCUGCGUCAGCUGUUACAUUAGCUUUUUGUAUCAGCUUCAUUACUACAUCACCUCCCGUUCCUAACUCUGUGUGGAUAUCUUGAUUGCAUUUUCCAACAUAGACAUCAAAUGCAUACAUGUAACCACUUGAUGAACAGGGAGCCCAAUUUUUAUACCCGAAUUGUAUUGGUUUCCCUUUUAUCUGGUUGGUGCAAAAGUAAUGUCCAAUUUAAAGAUAAAAAUGAAUAAACCAAUGACUAUGGAAAUAUUUGUUAAACAUGCUCUCCAUUGCUUUCAACGACGUUAUGCCUCGCUUGUAAAAUUUUGUAGGCUUAGAACCAAAAUAUGAAUCCAACUCAUUUUCAAAGCAAUUUAAAUAUUUUCUCAAGUUUCCAUGUUAAUUUAUUCCUAACACAAACCUAAGAAUUUGACAUAUUGCCAUUAACCCUUUCUGUAACAUAUUUCUUUUGAAAUACACUGUAUUGAACUUAGUAAUGUAAUUUUGUGAUUAUUAUGUAUAUAUAUUUUUGGGGGGGGGGGGGUAGAAGUCUGUGUGUGCCAGAUGAUCUGGGUUAUGAUUAUUACAAAACAUGUUUGACAAUUAAGUAUAAUUAGACUAUGGCUUGUAAAGAAAAAAAAAAACAUAACUAUAUGAACAUUUGGGAGUAUUUCUAAUUCACAGAUGUAAGAGGAGUUGAUUGUAUCCAUUUAGGAACCAACAGUUGAAUUUAUGGUGAGAAACAGCUGGUUUUGUUCCCCUUUUUGUGAGGGAAGAUCUCGUUGUGCCACUGUCAGAACCACAUCAAAUAAAAAAAGAGCCACUCCAGUUAUAUAACACCAAGUUAGGAUUCAGACCAUAUUUAACCCCUCAUCUUUCCCUUGACCUAUUCUAUCAUGAUAGAGUUAACACAUCUGUUCAGGACCCUCCUUACAUGCACACCUCUACCUGCGUAACCUAGCUGUUACUUCAUACAACAGGUUUUUUUUUUUGUUUUCUAUCUUUUAAACAACUUGGUCCAAAUUUGAUAAAGGACCCUUUCAGUGCAAACCACCUUUGGGUGGAUCCUUUGUUCUUUGUUUAUAUUUUUCGUUAUUCUUUGUAAUAUUUUUCGCAAAUAAAGAGAUGAUAAAUAUAAUAA